Molecule: messenger RNA, 1308 nt
Organism: Labrus mixtus (cuckoo wrasse)
Lineage: Eukaryota; Metazoa; Chordata; Actinopteri; Labriformes; Labridae
Gene: gghl
Product: gamma-glutamyl hydrolase
Exons: 9
Coding region: 67-1032 (321 amino acids)
Biological process (GO): tetrahydrofolylpolyglutamate metabolic process
Cellular component (GO): vacuole
Molecular function (GO): gamma-glutamyl-peptidase activity
Source: RefSeq, a predicted model, not a curated record
AGCCUCCUCCAUGUUUCAGUGCUGAAUUAAGCUUUUAUUGGGGACUCACUUUGAAUAAUCUUAAACAUGUCGAACACAGGAUUUUCUAUGUAUGUGUGUUUGUUUUUUGCCUGCUGCUUCUGUUGCAGCAGAGCUAUGCCAACUAGAGUCAAUCAGGAGGCGGUAAACGACAGACCUGUGAUCGGUGUUUUGACUCAGUUAGUCUCGGAUGAAGUCAUGAAACCUUUCGGGAGGACCUACAUUCCUGCCUCCUAUGUGAAAUACGUGGAGUCUGGAGGCAGCAGAGUGAUGCCCAUCAGAUUGACUCUCACCACAGCUGAAUAUGAAAACAUCUUCAGGAAGAUCAAUGGCCUGCUUUUCAUCGGCGGAGCUGCAGAUUUGGAGACUUCAGACUACGCAAGGGUGGCAAAGAUUUUUUACACGCUCGCUCUGAAGGCUAACGACAGAGGAGAUUUCUUCCCUAUCUGGGGUACCUGCAUGGGUAUGCAGCUCCUCACUGUGCUGGUGGCCGGUGAGAACCUGCUGACAAAGACCACAGCUGAGAACAUCUCGCUGCCACUCAACCUCACUACAGAGGCCGACUCCAGUAGGAUGUUUGCAGGUCUCUCUGAGGAGCUCAUGAAGGCUUUAGCCCGGGAACCUCUGACAGGCAACUUCCACCACUUUGGUCUCACACUACAGACUUUCCAGGAAAAUGAGAAGCUGCAGAGCUUCUUCACGGUGCUGUCUACAAACGUGGCUGAGAACGAAGCUCUCUUUAUCUCAACAUUGGAAGCUAAAGAAUACCCCUUCUAUGGAGUACAGUGGCACCCGGAGGUGAAUCGUUUCCAGUGGCACAGAAAGCUGAACUUUCCUCACUCCUCUCAUGCUGUUCAGUUAUCGUCUCGGCUGGCUGAGUUCUUUGUUGAAGAAGGAAGGAGAAGUUUACAUCACUUUGACAAUCCUGAGGAAGACGCCUCCUCGCUGAUUUAUAACUACACGCCCGUCUAUGCUGGAAACUUCUCAGGAUAUGAACAGGUCUACUUCUUCUGAGGAGCUCACUUCUCAAAGAUUGAUCCAGACACAGAGAUCAUUUCCAUCACACCUGCACCAGAGCGUGUUGUGUGACCAUCUUAGAAGUCUUUUCCAGUCAAGCUAAAAGUCCAUUGUUGACCUUGAAACUAUCUUUGACCAAAUGUUUUCAACAUAACGUCCAUUUAUAAUUUUCAAGGUCAUGAACGAACCUUGUGCAAUCAUUAAGGAUUCAUUCAUUUAUUCCUACCAGAGUUUUGUUUUUAUUUUUAUUAAUAAAAUAAUUAAAAAAAAACU